Messenger RNA from Dichotomopilus funicola, 381 nucleotides. RefSeq lists its product as uncharacterized. The transcript is spliced from 2 exons. NCBI's taxonomy places the organism in Eukaryota, Fungi, Ascomycota, Sordariomycetes, Sordariales, Chaetomiaceae. The record is from RefSeq and is a predicted model, not a curated record. Bases 1 to 381 code for a protein of 126 amino acids.
AUGUACCCCAAGACGCUUCUCCUCGCCCUUCUUGCGGCUACUGCCGUCAACGCGGCUAGCUUCCACUAUCCUCCCGACGCAGCCAACGGUGCAGCCGACUUCGGCACCUGCACACCCACCAUGGACUUCCAACUCGGCCGAGCCGGCCGCAAGCCCGACGAAGGCACCUUCCUGCCGACCGAUGCCGUCGUGGCCCAGGGCCAGCAGGACGCGCUCAACCCCAACAUCAUCACGAACCGGAUCUGUGACCAGCUGGGCAAUGUUUGCGGGGCCAACGACGCGGCGAUUGCGCAGUGUGAGGACGCGAAGGCUACGGUGGAGGGGCUGGGGACUAAGGAUGAGACUACGGCGGCGGCGUUUAAUGCUGCUUUGGGGUUUUAG